Messenger RNA from Microcebus murinus (gray mouse lemur), 1385 nucleotides. The record is from RefSeq and is a predicted model, not a curated record. Lineage: Eukaryota; Metazoa; Chordata; Mammalia; Primates; Cheirogaleidae.
UUACAGGCAUGAGCCACUGCACCCGGCCAAGAUUGUCCAGAAGUACUGUUUUGAAACAAAGAUGUCAGCCCUAAAGCAAAAUACUUCUGAAGGAUCUGUUCUGGGAGAAGGAACAAAAAAUGUCAUGAUGGAAAGAGACCUGCAGUGGGAGGGCAGAAACUCCACAGAAAAGAAGCUCUAUAAAUUUGAAGAAUGUGGGAAAGUCUUCAAAUAUAAUUCCUCUUUUGUAAGCCACCAGAGAAAUCAUAGUGUUGAGAAACAACAUAAAUGUAAAGAAUUUGGGAUAGCUUUUAUGAACAGUUCAUCCAUUUUAAAUCAUCAUAAAAUUUAUGUAGGUAAAUAACGUUAUAGAUGUACUGAAUGUGGGAAAUUUCUCAAGAAGCACUUGACAGUUAUUAAUCAUCAGAGGAUUCUUUCCAGAGAACCUCAUAAAUGCAGUGAAUGUGGAAAAGCUUUCAGGAAGAACUGUAUCCUUUUAAGUCAUCAGAGAAUUCAUACUGGUCAUAAACCCAAAUGUAACAACUGUGGGAAAGCUUUAUUCCAGAAUACAGACCUUACUUGUCCUGAAAGAAUACAUAGUGGAAAGAAGCCUUUAAAAUGUAAUGAAUGUGGGAAAGCUUUCAUGGAUAAGUCAACUGUAUUGGAACAUCAGAAAAUCCAUACUGGUGAGAACUAUCGAGGUAAUGAAUGUUGAAAAGCCUGUAGAAAGAGUUUAACUUUUAUAAGUCAUCAAAGAAUGCCUACAGAGGAGAGACCCUACGACUGUGGUAAAUUUGGUAAAUCUUUCAGGUAUCGCUCAUCCUUUACUGAACAUCAGAAAACUCAUGGUAGAAACAAACCCUUUCAGUGCAAUGACUGUGGAAUUCAUACUGGAGAAAAACCCUAUCACUGUACGAAGUGUGGGAAAGCCUUCUGGCACAGCUCAGGCCUUGUUGAACAUCAGAGACUCCAUACUGGAGAAAAACCUUAUAAACGUAAUGAAUAUGGGGAAGCUUUCCCCUAAAGUUUAGCACUUAAACAGCAUAAGAAGAUUCAUAACAAAGAAAGCCAUCAAAUAUAUUUAGUGUUGUAAAUCAUGAAGAACUAGUUUAUUCCUUCUGACCAUCAUAGAUGAAACAUUCAAUAAAGUACACAUUUAACAAAAAUAUUCUGUGUAUCUCUAUCUGAUAGAACUUAUCACUUGUGAUGAUAUUCAUUGUGAGGUUUGUACUAGUGAAAUAUUUGAAGAAACUAUCUAUUGAUGUGGAAAUAGUCAUUAUAGAAUAUUGUGUGCUACUUGAAAGGAAUGAGUUAGAGCUCUAAAUAGUGUACAAAGCUGGGAGUGGUGGCAUGCUCCUGAAGUUCCAGCUACUAAGGAGGCUGAGGCAGGAGGAUCCAGGAGGCCA